This is a messenger RNA of Bactrocera oleae (olive fruit fly), 380 nucleotides long. NCBI's taxonomy places the organism in Eukaryota, Metazoa, Arthropoda, Insecta, Diptera, Tephritidae. The record is from RefSeq and is a predicted model, not a curated record.
UGAGCAAGUUCAUAAUAUUGUUAGUGAAGAGCAAAGUUUGACUAAGCGUGCAAUUGCUAAUGCCAUGGGCAUCCCAGACGAACGGGCUUUUCGAUCAGCUGGAUAGAAAAAUUCGUGAGAAAAGAUCUGGCUUGCAGCAUAAAAUAAACAAUUUUCAACAAGAGAAUGCACCUGCUCCCAAAGGUGUUAUAACAAUGACAAAAUUCAACAAAUUAAAGUACGAAUUGCUUGAGCAUCCACCAUAUUCACCAGUUUUGGCUCUCAGCGGCUACUACCUCUUCAGAAACCUGAAACAGUUCUUUCGCGGAGGUGUUUUUCGUUGAAUGAAGAAGCUAUUACAGCCAUAGACGGUUAUUUUGCAGAGCUUCCGGAAAGUCAUU